This is a messenger RNA of Adineta ricciae, 333 nucleotides long. Lineage: Eukaryota; Metazoa; Rotifera; Eurotatoria; Adinetida; Adinetidae. The record is from the annotation of a GenBank genome assembly.
AUGAAUAUUCAAAUUGCAACCUUGUUUUACUUAUGUCUUGCUUUGGCAAUGCCGCUGUUGGUUUUCUCCACAUCACAACAUCACUUAAACGGAGAUCGCAUCGACGACAAUGAAGUCGACUUCAAUCGAUUGGCCCAAUUGCUUUAUCAACGACAACAUGCAAUUCGUCCCCUCAUCAACGAGCACUAUCUUUACAAAAAAGCUGCCGAUUACGAACAAAUCUUAAGGCCAUGCAAUCAAAUGCCAGCCGGUGGUCGCGGACAAGAAUAUUCUGAUUGCGUACGUAGUCGAAUGUUACUCAUGGGUAAACGAAAACGACGACAAGCAAGUUAA